Molecule: messenger RNA, 667 nt
Organism: Aplysia californica (California sea hare)
Lineage: Eukaryota; Metazoa; Mollusca; Gastropoda; Aplysiida; Aplysiidae
Exons: 4
Coding region: 263-652 (129 amino acids)
Source: RefSeq, a predicted model, not a curated record
GCCUUGCAACGACCCGGACUGAGUUGGGGUCUCUUGGCAGGACAGUCUCUGCUUGGGCUAGAUCUAGAAUCUGCUGUACAAUGAACAACCAGUCCUUCGCUUCUUAAGAUGCUGACUGCCUGACUUGAUUUAGAUUCUAGAUCUAGAAUCUAGACUAUAGAUCUAGAGUCUAUAUCUAAAUCUAGAUUCUAGAUCUAGAUCUAGAUAUCUAGAUCUAGAUAAUUUGAAAUAAAUUGGCUUCGAAAAGAAGGUUGAUGUGAGCAUGGCAGAAACAUCAAGUUCGUUUACUCCACCUAUAGGUUAUAGAAAACCUCGAGCUAAAAUCACAGAACAACCUGAUGGGGAUGUCCUUAUAGAAUUGGAUAUUCCAUCUUUGGAAAAAUCAAACGUACCACGUGUCCCAAAACAGGGAACUGCUGAUGUCACAUUUCACAACAAGGGUAUGAGUUUUGUAAUGACAGCCAAAGUACCUGCCAAAAAAGAAGGUGUAUUCAAAACCCAAAGCGGGGAGGAACGAGACUACUACUUAAGAGUGAAACAACUGCCUUCGAAGAUCUGCACAAGGAAUUCAUCAUGGGCGGUUGAAAAAGGCAAGAUUGUCAUUAAGUUUAGAAAGGUGGACCCAAAUAUUAAAUGGCGAAACUUACUAUAGUAUUUUAAUAGCCCC